UUAGCUCCUUAGCUCCUGUAAUUAGCUCUUGCAAAUGCUGUAAAAUGGACAAUGAAGUUUCCCUGUGUGAUAUCGACAACCUCCUCUUUCAACUUGUUCUUCAGACACGGUUUCUUGCCCAAAAGAAGAAUGAACUCAACCAAGAAAUUAAAGUUUGCAGGGAUGACAUAGCUGAGAACCGGUCCUACAAUGAAACUACCCAAAAAAACAUCAAGAAACUUGAUGAUGAAAUUAAGGUCCUGCAGAAUGCUGUCAAACAGAAAAAAGAGGAUGCCAAAAGUGUGAAAGUGACUAACAGCCUACUUCUUCAGUAUGAGCAGACCCUCAAAGCUGAACUGGAUAAGAGAAAAGAAAGCUACAAUCAUGACAUGAGAGAAUAUGAAGAGAGGAUUGCAAGCUGCAGGAAGACAUUCCAGGAGCACAAAGAAUAUUAUACCCAAAAUCCCCUGGCUCAAAAGCUCCUCAUGACUCAGGCUGAAAAAGAGGAGAUUGAGAGUCGGAUCAAGGUUUGUGAUGACCAAAUAACAAUGAAGCAACAGGAGUUGGACAAACUGAAGGGUCAAGCAGCCAUUUCUAACUCCACUGACAAAGAACCAGACAGUGUUUCGUCCCAGCAGCCUGUAAAUGAGCCAAUGCAACAAUUUGAUAACCAGGCAGAGGGCAGUUAUUCUGACAUCUACCCGCAUGUCAACCAGCCAAAGGAUGGGCAUCAACUGUCUGAAGAUAAAGGUGUUUAUGAGAUUCAGGAGGAUUUCAAUAUCCACGAUACCCCUGCCGGCUGCCCAACAGAAGAGACAAACCACAAGCUACAGUCAUAUCAGCACCUUCAUGGCAUGUUGGAGGGAAAACAAAUUUGACUGAAUAGCACCUUCACAUAUAGUAUUAUGUGUAUCACUUUUAACCUUGCCAGUAAAACAUUUAUUUCUUCAGAACAAGAUCAGUCAGAGCCGAUGGAGGCUGAGGAGCAGGAUCAUGGACUAGAACAAGAGGUACAGGUCUUGGUACUGGUAGUUGUGAUGUCUAACAAGCCAGAAUUAGCUUAAAGGAUCAGGCUGCCCAAUUUUCAUCAAGCAGGUAUGUUCUAUUCAGUGAGGUAGUUACCACUGAAACUAUCUCCACCCUAAUGCAAUGGCAGUCUCCAAAGCAGAAAAAAAAAAUG
Thalassophryne amazonica is the source of this 1159-nucleotide messenger RNA. Its product is annotated as protein SIX6OS1-like. NCBI's taxonomy places the organism in Eukaryota, Metazoa, Chordata, Actinopteri, Batrachoidiformes, Batrachoididae. The record is from RefSeq and is a predicted model, not a curated record. Gene Ontology annotation, cellular component: central element. Gene Ontology annotation, biological process: homologous chromosome pairing at meiosis; meiotic DNA double-strand break processing involved in reciprocal meiotic recombination; oogenesis. The transcript has 8 exons. The coding region runs from base 45 to 857 and encodes 270 amino acids.